Molecule: messenger RNA, 3746 nt
Organism: Podarcis lilfordi (Lilford's wall lizard)
Lineage: Eukaryota; Metazoa; Chordata; Lepidosauria; Squamata; Lacertidae
Source: the annotation of a GenBank genome assembly
GCUGCAGGAAGCUCCUGCAGCCAGUCAGAAGCUGCAGAAGCUCCGUAGAAUGUUUGGCUUCCAAAAACAGUUCACAAACCAGAACAGUCACUUCCAGGUUUGCGACAUUCAGGAGCCAAAAUGUUCAGGAAUUAAGCUGUUCGAAAACCAAGGUACGAUUGUACAUAUUUUAUGAUUGGCGUGUAUGCAGUUUUAGGGGAGGAGUCAUUACCAGUUUCCUCGUUCCCAGCCACUCGUACUUCUGGGUUGAAAGACUCAGUGGAGCUGCUGUCCUAUUCCAGAGACAGAGAACGGACUAACGGCCACCUGAGCAGAACAGCCAGCAAUGUAAAGCCAACGCCUAGGCAAAAAAGGACCAAAGGUCACCAAAAGAGAAAGAGGCAGGGAGGGAGGCAGCAGGAGGCGGGGAGAAGAGUUAGAGGUGCAGCUGAGGAGAGGAAGAGCAGAGCACCCAGCAGCUAAUCACAGACUGCCAGCUUCGGGGAGCAAAGGGGAGGAAAAGGAGAGCAGGCCGUUCGCCAUGAGCAACUACGAGAGGCUGAAAGACGAUUCCACCACCACUCAGGAUCCACCUCCUUACGCUGACAAAGACUCCCAUGAAGACCCUGAGCCAACGAAACCUCUUAUUGGACCAGAACCCCGCCACAUGGGCUGGCCCUCUAACGCUGUGCCACCCCAGUACCAACAUUAUGGUGCAGCUGGUGCAGGAUCCUACCAGGUUCCGAUCCUUCAACCUCCGCAGGCCACCGUCAUCAUUCGUGGUCCACCUGCCAAUGAACCUGAUUACCUGGUGUACUCUGUCUGUACCAUGCUUUGCUGCUGCCUCCCCCUGGGCAUUGCUGCCUUAAUUUACUCUAUGCAGGUGAGCUCCUCCCUCUUUUUCUUUGGGCUGGGGGAGAUGUAGUGCUAUAAUAAGAGGGGGUCCAAAAGGCCCCAUGACCUUUUCUGAUUUCCUUUUAGCAACAGUCUGUAGAAGGCGGCUUGUGGUGUGGCUGAAAUUCAGGAAGCAGGGGAGCCUAGGGAUUUUGGAUUCAGGCUUUGGGGACUCUUUCCUCACCCCAACUGAUAGAGAAAAAUAGGGGUGGUUGACUUUUGCUGCCCAACUUCUUAAGGGACCGAGUCCCCUUAAUCUAUGAUCAGUCAGAGAUAAAUGGAUGGAGGCAGGAAGCAGUGAAAGCAAGGCAGAUCUUUAUUUUUCUGUUGCAACAGAGUUCCUUCCCCACCUAGCAAGGAGUGUAGAGAGACCCAGAACCAAGAAAAAACAUCUCUUUUAAGGGUUUUCAUUUUGGCAUGGAGAAGAAGGACAUCCCCUCUACAAACAGUCAGAAAUUACAUCACACAUAAUGUGGGGUAACUGUGGCUCAGGUAGGCCAAGGUUUCAUAUUCCUGAGGAUUUGGCAAGAUUUACAUAGUUCCAGACACAGUUUGCAGAAAAGGCAUUUGAUAGGACCAGGGGUCAGCAACCUAAGGCCCAUGGGCCACAAAUGGCCCACGUGGAUCGUUUAACCAGCCCACGAGCCACCCCCAAACCGAGCCACCUGCUCGACGAGUCCCCGUGUGUUGUGCUAAACUGGCACAGGGACUCGCUUUUGCAGCGCCAGAAAUUGCGUCUGCACGAUCUGGCCCACAGAGGGAUCUCUACUGGAGUGAACCGACCCAGGCAAGGUAAACCUUGCAGACCCCUGGAUAAGACAAUCAGGAUGCCUGUCAGUCAUCCCUCAUCUGGGCAAACAGUGACAUUUAAUAAAAAGGAGGUUCAAUAGGUAUAGGAGAGGAAUCCCUUCAGGAACUUCCCCUCAUUGCUACCUGCCUACGUUGUCUCAGGCAAGAAGGAUUAAGGAGGCAGAGGAAAUAUUUAGAGUCUUUAGGAGACCCAAACUGGCUUUUGGAUUGCUCUCCUGUACUAUUGUGGUGUAUAUACUUAUGCAUGUGUGCAAUUAUCAACAUUUCUUCUAUAUUUGAGACCUUCUCCUAUAUUUGAGACCUACAAUACCCAUCAUUUAAGCCACGGUGUUGUGCUACAGGAGAAAUGUCAAAGCACAAAGUGGGUGGUGGUUUCAAAGAGAACAGGAUAAGGGGAUCGCUCAGAUGUUGCUUUUGCUCAGUCAAGGCAAAACUCAGGCAGGGUGAGGUUCAGAGAGGGGACUGAAUCAAGUCUGUGUUCAGGAGGGUUCCAGCUGGCUGGAGGGGCUCAAGCUAAGAUCUGCAACUCUGAAUCUCCUACGCUUCAGCAGGAAAUAAAGGCAGGCUCCGCCCUAUAUAGUAUCAGCACAGCUGCCUCUACCAGCAGUGUGAGUUGUUGUUUUGCUUAAAUGGGCCCAGCCCUCUGUGUUACGGUGGAGCAAAGGAGUCUCUGCUUGCAUUGGGUCUUCCAAGUCCAAAGAUGACAUUGCCACAGCCUCUGGCCAUUGGGGAAGACAAAACUCUGAAUCCUUUAUUUAUUUAUCUUUUAAUUUUUUUUAUAAUUUUCAUUUAGAUAUAUUACAACAAUUAUUCCAUCAUAAUUUUAGCAUUUCAAACUUUGACUCCCUUCCCCGUGUUUCUGUGGUUCUUUUCAUUUCUUUUCAUCUUCCUGCAUACUCUUGAGUAUAGGAUAUAUUAAAGGCUGAAUUAAAAACACAAAUUCCCCUGUAGUUAUUUUCCCCACCACACUGUGUCGCCUCUGUUCCUCACUUUAUGACCUCUUCUAGCAAGGUCACUUUUUCUUUUGUUUAUCUUUCCUGCUUCCUGUUAGUCCUCCUUCACCCAACCACAGUCAUGAGCUUUCUCAGAAAUGUGGGAUUCCCCUGGGGUAUGAUUUUAUCCCCCCUGCUGUUUAACAUCUACAUGAAACCACUGAGUAGGGUUAUCUGGAGUUCUGGAGCACAGUUGUCAGCAAUAGGCCGAUGACGCACAGCUGUACUUCUCCUUUACAUCUUUACAUCAAUUCUCUCUCUCUCUCUCUCUCUCUUUCUCCACAGACCCGAGAAGCCAACCUUAAUGGAGAUGUCAUAGCUGCCAAGAGAAACUCCAAGAUGGCGCGCAUUUUGGCCAACACAGCCCUCGGGGUGGGAUGCGUCUUAAUUGUUGUGUAUGUCAUAAUAAUGGCAAUUGUGUAUACAAAUGCAAAAAAUCAGCAUCCGCCUAACUAAGGAUUUGCCGCACAGCCUCCACCCCCUGAAAAACCUCCCCACCACUGCAAUAAGCAGAGAAGGCCUGGUUGGAUGCUGUGCAUUUUGAUUCAUUCCAUAACUAAAGGGCUGGUAUACACAUGCAUGCACAUCACAUGAUUUCUAUUGAAUUUACGCAAUGACGAGCAAUGGGGUGCAUGAACUUUCAGAGCACUUGAUGUUGUCACUUUCGAGGCAAUGCCUAGGAGCAAUACCUAGGAGCAAAUUUGUAAUAUAUUCUGUAAUACAUCCUGUCAUAUAUUCCAAUACACAUUGGAAAUCUAUUCCUAGGUAUAUAUAUAAUUUUUGAAAAGGGGGUGUGGGGGGGUUAUAAGAGAUUCUGAAAAAUGCAAUGUUAUCAAACAGGAUCUGAUGACAGGAUGCCAACUCCACUUAUCAUUAUUGAUCAGAGAUGAACAACUGCAGACAUAAAAUAAAGCCGGGAGCCAGAAUAAGCCAUGGGUAGGUGAAUGUGUUGAAGGUAAUGACUCAAACUGUUUAUAACAUAGGUGUAAUGGUUAAACAAGUCAAGGCAGAAAAAUGUGAACCCAAUUCUACCAAAGCAAAGUAAUUAAAAUAUUCAAAUGGUCUACACUU